This is a messenger RNA of Pyrus x bretschneideri (Chinese white pear), 1029 nucleotides long. RefSeq lists its product as uncharacterized. The transcript has a single exon. NCBI's taxonomy places the organism in Eukaryota, Viridiplantae, Streptophyta, Magnoliopsida, Rosales, Rosaceae. Bases 1 to 1029 code for a protein of 342 amino acids. The record is from RefSeq and is a predicted model, not a curated record.
AUGGGGUUUCAUGCUUCAUUGUCUGACACAAGUCUGUUUGUAAAAAACAAUGGUGCUGAUAUCAUCAUCCUACUUCUCUAUGUGGAUGAUAUAAUUUUGAUAGGUUCUAAUUCUGUCCAAGUUCAACAGGUCAUUCAUGAAUUAUCAGAGGUGUUUGAAUUGAAAGAUUUGGGCAGACUCAGCUAUUUCUUGGGCCUACAGAUUUCAUAUCAAUCAAAUGGGGAUAUAUUUGUAAACCAGUCGAAAUAUAUCAAUGAUUUGCUUCAUAAAGCUGGAAUGGAUUCUUGUAAACCAUCCGCAACACCAUGUAAGCCACACGACUCAUUGCUUCUCACUGAAGGAAUGUCAUUAACAAAUCCUACAUUUUACAGAAGUAUUGUAGGUUCUCUCCAAUACUUGACAUUUACUAGGCCGGAUAUUGCUUUUGCGGUUAAUUCUGUGUGCCAAUUUAUGAAAGCACCAACUGAUGUUCAUUUUGGAGUUGUGAAGAGAAUCUUGAGGUAUCUUAAGGGUACAAUGCAGUAUGGUAUUGUGUAUUCAGCAGCUACAAAACCGAGUCUCAAGGCUUUUUCAAACUUUGAUUGGGCUGCAGAUUUGAACACUCAGAGGUCUGUGACUGGUUAUCUUGUUUUCCUUGGUAAUAAUCCAAUUUCAUGGCAGUCAAAGAAACAAAGUUCUGUCUCUCGAAGCUCUACUGAAGCAGAAUACAAAGCCUUGGCUCACACUGCAACUGAUCUAGCGUGGAUAAGGGCAGUCUUGAAGGAUUUGGAGUUGUUUCUGCCAACACCACUUGUUAUACACUGUGAUAAUUUGUCUGCGAUUGCAUUGAGUGCAAAUCCAGUGUUUCAUUCUCAAAUCAAGCACUUGGAUACUGAUUACCAUUUUGUUAGAGAGAAGGUGCAACAAGGUGAUUUAGAAGUCUCCUAUACUCCCACUGAAGAUCAAUCUGCUGAUAUUCUAACUAAGGGGUUCCAUGGUCUGUUAUUUGUCAAACAUUGUUACAAUCUUAAACUUGGUACCCCAAGUUAA